CUUUUAUUUUGAAAUGCAGUUCAGUCAUCGGCGGGCGCUCAUGGCUUCACAGGCGCGCGCAACAUUUCCCGGGAUUUUAGGGCCUAGAAAUAAAUAACUGAGUGUCAAUGCUGCUCUUGAACCCGAGAGAGAGAAACCUCCCUCACUGACGUAUAGAGACGGGCCGCAGGAUGCCGCCUGUGUCCGGAGUGGAAGAAAGCUCCGGGGGUCUCAAACGUUCAGACUGCCUUUGUCCGGUCUGUCUGGACAUAUUCCUGGAGCCGGUCACUUUGCCCUGCAUGCACACCUUCUGCAAGCCCUGCUUUAAGGAAACCGUGGACAAGUCCAACAUGUGCUGUCCACUUUGCCGAAAACGCGUGUCCACUUGGGCGCGACUCAACAGCCGCAACAAGACCUUGGUGAACGUGGAGCUGUGGAGACGCAUACAGGAUGCUUUCCCCACUCAGUGUGAGCGGAGAGUGCAGGGAAUCGAGGACGACGAUGAUGCUGUAACGAUCCCGGGACCUCGCGUGUGUCAGCCGGGAGAGCUGAGGAAAGAGUAUGAGGAUCAGAUCAGCAAGCUGGUGGAGGAGAAGCGAGCUCUAGAGGAAGCCGAGAGGAGGGCCAGUGAGGAGUACAUCCAGCGGCUCCUGGCUGAGGAGGAGGAGCGCUUGGCGGAGGAGAGGAGGAGACGGGAGGAGCAGCAGCUGGAGAACGAUGAGAAGCUGGCCAGACUGCUGAGCCAAGAGCUGAAUUCAGGACCAAUCUCUGAUAAUGCACCAGCAAAGAAGACAAAACCAAACAUGGGGGACAUUGAGAAGUUCUUGCGUCCCGUGCCUCAUAAGCAGCCGAGCAGUUCUCACAGCAGCCCAGAAUCCUCUCUGAUGGCUAAUAAGGAGAACAUUCUAAGCCCUCCAAAAACCCUCUCAGCACAGUCUGUGGAGGACACAAGCAAACUGAGCAGGUCUGUGCUGGACUACAGCGGGAACCCCUCCACCUCCAGCUCCAGCUGCUCAGAACACACGCUUGUUUUUAACAGUCCAAGCGGCAGCUCGCUGAAAAGGAAGAGUUCAGAGAUGGAGCUUCAGACUGAAGCGGAUCUGCUCGGUAAGAGGCCCUGUGCCGCUCCGCAGUGUGAGUCUCCUUUAGCCGACAGCACGUUCCUGUCUGAUGUGGCGUGGUACGAUGAGGCCUUACAGAGCCGCUGGCAGCAAGAGGAGGAGGACCGGAGACUGGCCUUGAGACUUCAGAGGGAGCUGAACCGCGAAAACACCGUGGACCGCAGGAAGGGUUCAGCCAACGGCUAUUCGCUCCGGCAAAAACACACUCCACCUUCCACAAGCACAAACACAGACGAGGAAAAUACGAGUAAGGACAUCAGUACGACGCGGUCGACUGUGAGGAACAGCACGGGGUGCAGGGACGGCGAGAAAACCGAAAAUAGACUCUCUGGAACAGAAGGAACAAGCCCUGCAUCUUCUCCUUCAACAGACGUCCCGGCUGCUCUGAAGAAGGGGGCGAAACAGACCACCCUGACUGAGAUGUUCCCCAACCUGAGCAGCUGAACGAUGCUCUGCUGCUUUUAUCUGGGAUCUUAUUCACCCUUCAGACUCGAAACCCUUGUUAGGUGCUGUGCUGCUACUAAAGGACGUCCUGCAGCCGGUUUCCAUUGUCUUUUUUGGCUUCUGCCCAUAUGUUGCUAACACUCCUUCAGUGCCUUUCUAGGGAGGGUCAUCCUGUAAAGUCAUGAUGAAAUGGUUUCGUUUUCUGCAGCGUUUUUAUAGUCAUGACUAACUUAGAGUUUGUGAAUGCUGCAGAAGAGAGUCAUUUUGUAAGCAUUUGCAGGCAUUUUCACUUUGAUUGAAUAAAGGGAAACUUCAGUUUACAAAAAAAAAAAAAAAG
Molecule: messenger RNA, 1881 nt
Organism: Cyprinus carpio (common carp)
Lineage: Eukaryota; Metazoa; Chordata; Actinopteri; Cypriniformes; Cyprinidae
Product: E3 ubiquitin-protein ligase rnf168-like
Biological process (GO): double-strand break repair; protein ubiquitination
Cellular component (GO): nucleus; site of double-strand break
Molecular function (GO): nucleosome binding; ubiquitin-protein transferase activity; metal ion binding
Source: RefSeq, a predicted model, not a curated record